CUAUGGUUACUUACACCCUCCUCGUCGCUGUGGUCCGGCUGUGUUCUAGGUAGAGCUGCGCUCCCCUCCCUUCUCGAUCAUUGGCGCAGGGCUGGAAUCGCGAGCGCCGAGCGCCUCACGAUUUCUAUCUGCUCAAUCCGCCGGUGAGAAGCGCGGGUCCUCCUCCUCUGCAGGGAUCCCCGCGGUGGAAAUCCCGCUGCCGUGGCCGGAAAUUCCCCUCGCAUUGGGGCUUGCGGGGCUCGUCCGAGGCGGCGCUGGCGAAAUCCGGCAUGGGAGCGCGGGCGUGAGAGUGCGCGCGCGAUCGGUCGAUAUUUCGGGCGGCGAGGGAGCGGCAGCGCUGGAUGCAAUGUGCAGGCAAGGAGGGAACCACGACGCAUUCGGGCGGUUCGAGCAAGAUCACGACGACGGGGAUCGGCACCGGGGCCAGCGCCUGCGCGAGCGGCGGCGGCGGCGCCACGGCGGCGGCGCAGCGGAGGAAGCGGCGAUGGGGCCUUCCGAGGAGGAUGGAUUGCACAGCCAGGUGUGGCGGUGGAUGUACCAGCUGACGGACGAGGAGGUGGAGAAGCUGCCCGAGGAGGUGUGGGAGUACCACCGCGCGCGCAGCGGCGGCGCGGGCAUCGGGCCCAACGAGUGCUGCUCGGUGCUGAUCCAGCGCGUGAGGGCGCCGCUGCCGGUGGUCUGGUCGGUGGUGCGCCGCUUCGACAAGCCCCAGCUCUACAAGAACUUCAUCCGGAGCUGCAGCUUCAAGGGAGACGAGUUGAGGGUGGGGUGUACGCGCGAGGUGACCGUCGUCUCGGGCCUGCCCGCCACCUCCAGCACCGAGAGGCUGGAGAUCCUGGACGAUGACAAGCACGUCUUGAGCUUCCGGGUGGUGGGCGGGGAUCACCGGCUCAACAACUAUCGCUCGGUGACUAGCUUGCACGAGUUCGACGUUGAGGGGGCCAAGGGGACGCUGGUGGUGGAGUCGUAUGUGGUGGACGUGCCGCCCGGGAACACGAGGCAGGAUACUUGCUUGUUCACGGACACGGUGGUGCGAUGCAACCUCCAGAGCCUGGCACACAUGACGGAGAAGCUGGCGGUGGCUUGUGCUAGCGAGCAGCAUCGCCAGCUCCAUCAAGCAAGGUGAAACUUUGCUCCUUCGUUGUGGUUUUUGUUUUUUUUUUUCCCUCUCUUUCUCCCUCUUUUGGUUUUGGGCCUCUCGUCGCCUUUUUAUUUUUUUCUCAGUUUAUUUGGAGAGGUGGUUCUCGCUUUCUUUUCUUGCUUCCCCUUUUUCGCUGUCUUUUAAGAGAAUCCUGCUACUUCUGCUGCUGCCGCUGCUGCUGCUGCGCGUUGUCUUUACUUCUCUACUUUCUCUUUUGAGGGGACACUCCUUAAACUCUUUCUCAAGGUCUCGGCAAGACGAACACGGGAAGAAGAAAGACAAAGAAGACGAAGCAAACGAAACACACACACGCGAUGAACUGCUCAGGCGAUUACUGUUUAAGAGCUCAACCACAUCUUAUCUCUCUAUUUCUUCCUUGCAUGCUGUAUUUAUCAUGGUGUGGCAAUGGCAAUACAUGAUGCUCUCCGUUUUUUAA
Molecule: messenger RNA, 1577 nt
Organism: Selaginella moellendorffii
Lineage: Eukaryota; Viridiplantae; Streptophyta; Lycopodiopsida; Selaginellales; Selaginellaceae
Product: abscisic acid receptor PYL8
Exons: 2
Coding region: 347-1126 (259 amino acids)
Biological process (GO): abscisic acid-activated signaling pathway
Cellular component (GO): cytoplasm; nucleus
Molecular function (GO): protein phosphatase inhibitor activity; abscisic acid binding; signaling receptor activity
Source: RefSeq, a predicted model, not a curated record